AUGGAGCCUUGGAGUUACAAUUUAGAAGAGAAAGGCCUUAUGUUUUCCGAUGAAAUAGAUUUACAAGUCGAUGUUCGUGCUACAAGUAAAAAAUCAUCGGAAUGGGGUGAUAAGUCUACUUUUAAUUUUGAACGCAAUGGACUUGUUUCUAAUGGUGAAGCGGUUGCGAGAAUGGAAUUGGAAUUCCGUGACUUUGUGAGAAAACCUUUUCAUGGUAACCAAGGAAUGGAGAUAUUAAGUGGUGAGGUUUGCUGUAGUACUAGUAAAAGAGCAGUUUCUCCUCAGUGUAUAUUUGCUUCAAAUUCAUGUUUUGAGGAAGUGGCUUCUGAAGCAAAGCUUUCGAGUUCUGUCUUGGAAGCUAACAGCCUAAAUUCAUCACUGAUUGACUUGAAGCUGGGAAGAUUGGCUGAUUGGAAAGAUGUAGAGAAUAGCAAGAUUUUGAAAUACAGACCGGUUUUGCCGUCUGAACCACCAUCCUUGCUUACAAAGCGAGCACGCAAAACAAGUUCAUACUCUCAGACUGCCUUCUGUCAAGUCUAUGGUUGUAACAAGGAUUUGAGCUCCUCAAAGGAUUACCACAAAAGGCAUAAAGUUUGUGAUGUUCACUCCAAGACUACAAAAGUUAUAGUUAAUGGCAUUGAACAGAGGUUUUGCCAACAGUGUAGCAGGUUUCAUUUGCUGGCUGAAUUUGACGAUGGCAAGCGAAGUUGUCGUAAACGCCUAGCAGGCCACAAUGAACGUCGAAGGAAACCUCAAUUAGAUACCCUUUCUGGUAAACAUAAGCUGCUUCAAUCAUAUCAAGGCACUGGAUAUCUAGGGACUUCCUUGCCAAAGAGAACACCCUUUGUUUUCCCAGACAUUUUUCAAGCAGGCGUUGUUUAUCCAGGAAAAUCUGUACAAGCUAACGGCUUUAGACAUAUCAAAUUAGAAGGGGAGUCAUUUAACAGUCCUCAAUCAGCAAUGCCUAUCACCAGUCGGCAGUUGCUUUCGAACUCUAUUCUCCAUCUACAUGGCAUUGGGAAACAACAUUGUUUGGGACUGCCUUCAUCAGGAGCUGAAGACUGUAAUGUUACUGUUUCCACUGUACAGGAACUGUCAGAGCCCUCAAUCUCCAGUCGUGCUCUCUCUCUUCUGUCAGCUCAAUCACAAGACUUGUCAAGUCAUUUGACUGGAAUUCCAAUGGCUAGCCCCCAGAUUAUGCAAGGUGAUUCUGCCCACCAUGGUAAUGUUCAAGUUUCUGAGAAACCUCUAUGGGUAAGCUCUAUGGAACAGUAUGGACCAAAUGGACUCUAUUCAUAUGGAAUAAACUCCAUAGAAGUUGACAAGCUGGGAUCAAUAAUGUUUUCUGAUCCUAGUCAUGCUGCUGGUUUUCAAGUUCAUACUGAUGGGAUUUUUCAAGAGUCAAAGAUGCUGAAUGCCAAGUAUUGUCCUCCUGAUCAUGGAUCCACGGUUGAUUGGCUCCAAUUGUCAUCACAUCUUCAAAUGGAGCAACAAAAAAACUCCCUUCAAGUAAAGCAGGAAAAUGAGGGCUCGGGCUAUUUUCCAGCCUUUAGAGCAGUGUGCAAUCCGCAAGGUUAAGGGGAGGCGGUUGAAGACAUUCUGCAUGGAUCAGAAUACUAAGUACUAACUUCCAUUGAGCUGUUUGAAAGGUUGAUAGAAACUAUAGACACCGUAAGUAGGAACAUUCCUUUUCCCAAAAAGGCAAAUAAGAAAAAGAUUUGUGGCUCUUGCUACUGUAAAGUGAUGCUAGUUUGAAUCUGUAAGUUCCUUUUAAGUACCUUUUAUUCCCUUUAUUUCUACAAAUAUUAUGUCAAUUUAAGUAUUUUAGAUAUUAUUGAU
Juglans microcarpa x Juglans regia is the source of this 1839-nucleotide messenger RNA. RefSeq names its product squamosa promoter-binding-like protein 6. The coding region runs from base 1 to 1578 and encodes 525 amino acids. The transcript has 4 exons. Gene Ontology annotation, molecular function: DNA binding. NCBI's taxonomy places the organism in Eukaryota, Viridiplantae, Streptophyta, Magnoliopsida, Fagales, Juglandaceae. The record is from RefSeq and is a predicted model, not a curated record. Gene Ontology annotation, cellular component: nucleus.